Messenger RNA from Helianthus annuus (common sunflower), 681 nucleotides. Its product is annotated as mannose/glucose-specific lectin-like. Bases 1 to 681 code for a protein of 226 amino acids. NCBI's taxonomy places the organism in Eukaryota, Viridiplantae, Streptophyta, Magnoliopsida, Asterales, Asteraceae. The record is from RefSeq and is a predicted model, not a curated record. The transcript is spliced from 6 exons.
AUGGAAAAGCUGUUGACUCCAUCGAAUUUCAAACCAACUGCAGUUUUUGGUGAACCUCAAAGCUCAUUCUUUGGUCGCAAAGUUCAUAGGACUGACAACAAAAUGACCAUGAUUUCCUUUUACCCUAAUGAAUAUUUGAUGUCAAUAAGUGGGACAGUUGGUAGUGUACAUUUAUAUGGUUUAGUAGUAAAGUCGAUAUGCUUUAAGACGAAUCUGGACCUUUAUGGCCCGUAUGGCACUGAUGAUGACACUGCUUUCUCAUAUGAUGUCAAAGACGAGGUGAUUGUCGGAUUCCAUGGGUUGACAAACAGUUAUUACCUCAAUGCUAUUGGGGUUUAUGCGAUACACAAAUCACCCGCAUCACCUCCAACUUCUACAUAUGAAGGCAAAAUAAAGAAUGGGGUUCAUUCUCUUUUAUGCUGCAGCCUGCAAUUUGAAUAUCUGAAAUCGGAUGGUAAAUCUGUAAUGUCACAAAUCCAUGGAGGAACAGAUGGAGUUGAAAUACAUCUGGUUAAUUUGGAAGAUAAUGGUGAGUAUUUGACUGGAAUAUCUGGGUUAUGUGGGCCUGUUAAAGGGUUUGAUGGGUUGGAAGCUGUUUGGUGGAGACGCGUUGAAAUUAUGUCCGGAGGAAACAUUGACGAUGAAAAUGUUACUAAUAAGACAACCAAUGUGCUGUACUAG